UGUCCCAGCCCAGCCCCCUGAACCUGAGGCUCUACCUACUAUUUAUGUCAUUACCCCCACCUAUGCCAGGGUCUCUCUCUAUAGUCCUGGCUGUCCUGGAACUUGAUAUGUAGACCAGGCUUGCCUCAAACUUCAAAGAGAUCUGCCUGCCUCUACCACCCAAGUGCUGGGAUUAAAGGUAUCCAUCACUCUGCCCCUCGUUUGUUUCAUUUCUUUAUUUGUUUAUUUAUUUAUGUUGUUUCUUCAAGACAAGGUUUCUCUGUGUAUCCUUGGCUUUCUUAGAACUCUCUGUAGAUCAGGCUGGCUUUAAACUCACAGAGAUCCACCUGCCUCUGCCUCCCCAGUGCUGGGAUUAAAGGUGUGCACCACCACUGCCCGGCUUAUGCCCAUCUUCUUAAACCACUUUUCCUUCUGAGUAAACUUGAUGCAUAGAUUAAACCAUUUCCCAGCAUAUUUCACUUGAUAAAACAGCGUGCAGGAUGUGGUACCCCAUACAGAGAUAGGAGGAGCAGGAGUGCAAGGCCAUCCUCACCAGCACGUGGAGUUUGGGGCCUUAACAACAUAAGACUCUAUUGAAAACUAGAACAAAAUACAAAAUUAUUCAGACCCGGAUCCAUCUGAUUCCAAAUCAUGUGCCCUAUAGUCUUGGCCCAGUCUGAGUCCUGAGGUUGAAGUGGGUAAUGACCUGGUCUGGAAAGGCAGGGCAGGUGAACAUCUGCAUGAAGUUGACAGUUAAGGUAGAGGGAGGCAACGUGGCAGUGUCUUGAUGCUCGUGUGAAUACCCGAAGCCCUGGGUUCUGUCCUAAAUAACACGUGCCCACAUGCAGAGCUUAGGCACUGGUGGAGAAAAAGCCAGGAGAGAUGAUAACUGGCCAGGAGCAGCUGUCAUCCUAAGUGCUGUGGGCCAAGGCUGCCUGGCCCCUUCCUUCCUGCAUCUCUCCCCCUGCAGGUUGGUACAGAAGGCAGAGCUGGUUCGGCUGUCGCAGACCCUGAGCCUGGUGCCCCGUGUACACUGGGUGCUGGUGGAGGAUGCUGAGAGCCCUACCCCGCUGGUCUCGGGGCUGCUGGCUGCCUCUGGUCUCCUCUUCACACACCUGGCUGUCCUAACCCCCAAGGCUCAGCGACUUAGGGAAGGUGAGCCAGGAUGGGUUCGGCCCCGAGGAGUAGAACAGCGCAACAAGGCCCUGGACUGGCUCCGAGGCAGAGGGGGUGCUGUUGGUGGGGAGAAAGACCCACCACCCCCAGGAACCCAGGGAGUCGUGUAUUUUGCUGACGAUGACAACACCUACAGCCGGGAGCUCUUUAAGGAGAUGCGUUGGACUCGUGGUGUUUCAGUGUGGCCUGUGGGGCUGGUGGGCGGCCUGCGAUUUGAGGGUCCUCAGGUACAGGAUGGCCGGGUUGUGGGUUUCCACACAGCAUGGGAACCCACCAGGCCCUUUCCCCUGGACAUGGCGGGCUUUGCUGUUGCCCUGCCCUUGCUGUUGGCUAAGCCCAAUGCCCAGUUUGAUGCUACUGCACCCCGGGGCUACCUGGAGAGUAGUCUCCUGAGCCAUCUCGUGGAUCCCAAGGACCUGGAGCCACGGGCUGCCAACUGUACUCAGGUACUAGUAUGGCACACACGGACAGAGAAACCUAAGAUGAAGCAGGAGGAGCAGCUGCAGCGGCAGGGCCAGGGCUCAGACCCAGCCAUUGAGGUGUGAUGGCAGCUUCAUCCUGACUUCUACUUAUUUUAGGCACAUACCUUGUGGGACUGGGCUCCAGGCCAAUCCAGGAUGUGGGUUUUUUUUUUUUUUUAAAAAAAGACCUGACCCCUUAGAACCAGAGGCAGCCCCUCCAACCACAGGGUGUGGCCCAGCUGCUUCCCUCCCUUCCCCCAGCCUGCCAUGUGGCACUGCCCACAGGCUAGGGACAAGCAGCUGUUGUAUUGAGCCAGGUCAGCCCCAUCUGGGGUGGAGCAGGACAGAUGGACUCAGGAGGGAGGGUGGUUAAGGGAACUGGGUAACUUAUUGGGGACAAGCAUGCACUGGGGGGCUAGAGGAGCUGGGCUGGACCCUCCCCACCUGAGCAUGCGGAUCCCCUUCCUACCUCUAGAAUAAAGAAUCUCAACCUGGA
This is a messenger RNA of Alexandromys fortis (reed vole), 2112 nucleotides long. It is a transcript of the gene B3gat3, whose product is annotated as beta-1,3-glucuronyltransferase 3. The coding region runs from base 822 to 1700 and encodes 292 amino acids. The transcript is spliced from 4 exons. Lineage: Eukaryota; Metazoa; Chordata; Mammalia; Rodentia; Cricetidae. Gene Ontology annotation, biological process: carbohydrate metabolic process; chondroitin sulfate proteoglycan biosynthetic process. Gene Ontology annotation, cellular component: Golgi membrane. The record is from RefSeq and is a predicted model, not a curated record. Gene Ontology annotation, molecular function: galactosylgalactosylxylosylprotein 3-beta-glucuronosyltransferase activity.